GGGGCGCCUCCACGUGACGCGCCUCCUCGCGGUGCCCUUCAGUCGCCGCCGCAGUUCCCCGGGCGCCACAUGGACCCUGCCGGCCGCCCCGCGCGCCGCCGCUGACAGCCCGCCAGUCCGCGCGCCGGCCGGGAAGGCUGGCUUCUCUGAGCUGGGCCCCCUGAUCGGUGAGGACCCUCUCAUCUCUGCAGUAGCAGCUGAAAACUGGCUUCAGAAACCCCCAGGGUCGGGCAGAGGACUCCUGGCCACACGCGCAUGUAAGAUCUGACCCCACCACCCCUGGAGGAGCUGCUGAGGAAUCAAAGCCAUCGUCAUGGAGUUCGUGAUGAAGCAGGCCCUGGGAGGGGCCACGAAGGACAUGGGGAAGAUGCUCGGGGGCGAUGAGGAGAAGGACCCCGAUGCGGCCAAGAAGGAGGAGGAGCGCCAGGAGGCCCUGCGGCAGGAGGAGGAGGAGCGCCAGGCCAAGUACGCCAGGAUGGAGGCGGAGCGCGAGGCCAUGCGGCAGGGCAUCCGAGACAAGUACGGCAUCAAGAAGAGAGAGGAGCGCGAGGCUGAGGCCCAGGCCGCCAUGGAGGCCGACUCGGAGGGCAGCCUGACGCGACCCAAGAAGGCCAUCCCUCCGGGCUGCGGGGACGAGCCGGAGGAGGAGGACGGGAGCAUUCUGGACACGGUCCUCAAGUACCUGCCGGGGCCGCUGCAGGACAUGUUCAAGAAGUGACGCCCCGGGCGCCGCCCAGCGCCCAGCCCGCCGCCCCUGUCCCGCCGCCCCUUUCCUGCCCCGUGUACACGCCCUCCCGGAGGCCACCGAAGGGAUGCAGGGAGCAGAGUGCAGCCCCCCCACGCCGGUAUAAGCCAUAGUUCACCCUCCCCGUGCUUCCAUCGCCUCCGCCACGGGGAAGGGCGCCCGACCCCUCACCCAGGCCGACGUGGUGCGUGCUGGGUGCCCGAGAGACCAGCCCACCCGCUCUCCUGGCUGCUGGCGGGUUGACCCUCCCCACCGCCCACCUCAAAGCCUGGGAUGCCUCUACCGCCCCCACCCUUCACGACCCAUCCGCUGCGCCAGGGCCAGGCCCCCACAAGGGCCGGCCUCUCCACCACACCACACCUCGGUGCGACCUCCCUCCGUGGGCAGGCGCUUGUCCAGGCCCAAACUCAGGAGCACAGCCAUGGUGGGGGGAAGGUGGUCUGCAGGCUGUGUGGGGGGUGCAGCAAGCAGCUGGUGCCUGGGGCAGAGGUGGGAAGCCCCCGCCUCCAGAUGAGCCUGGAUCCCCUCAGGCCCGAGGCGUGGGCCGCUGGAUCUUGGCGUCUGCCUGCCCCUGGCUGCCCCCCUCCACCUGACCCUCACACUCACCGUCCACCUGUCUCUCUGUGUCCUGCUCCGUCCUUCUGGGCUCACGCCUGGGGAAGGCUGGCUUCUUAGGAAUGCCAGGGCCCUGUUCUCUUCUCAACUAAGGAAAACAAGAUAGGUUUAGGGGAGAUUCUCAGAUGCACCCCGAGUGUGGCACAGAGAGCCCUCGCACACCCCUGUAGCUCAUGCCCCUCUGCGUCCGUGGACCCAGCCCUGCCCGCCCCUUUCCCUGGUUGGCACCUCUUGUCUCCUCCGAGGCUGCUCUGGGGGCUCUCUGCCCUCAGCCCUGAACACCCACCUGCAACGGGAGCUGGGAGGGCACGCAGAGACCCAGGUGCCGAGCACGGCGUGUCUGGAGAUGCGCGCAGAGGACGGCCUGCACCUGCCCUCCAACGCCUGUCGCGCCGGCGGGGUGCGGCCCCUCCAGCGGGGCUGCCGGGUGCUCCUGCGCGUGGAUGUGGGAUUUGACUGGAACAGCGGAGGCAGGCUGAGCCGGGCUCCCCAAC
Molecule: messenger RNA, 1854 nt
Organism: Manis javanica (Malayan pangolin)
Lineage: Eukaryota; Metazoa; Chordata; Mammalia; Pholidota; Manidae
Gene: CPLX1
Product: complexin 1
Biological process (GO): neurotransmitter transport; synaptic vesicle exocytosis; regulation of neurotransmitter secretion
Cellular component (GO): SNARE complex; terminal bouton
Molecular function (GO): syntaxin binding
Source: RefSeq, a predicted model, not a curated record